CUCGGCCCCCCCCCUUCCAAAAAAAGUGCCCCUUCUCCUCGGCCCGCCGAACUCUGGCCGACUGUGCCUCCACGCCGCUCGUUCGAAAAGACAAGAAACGGAAAGAGAAAAGAGGAAUUAACAAGCACCGGCGCAAAAAUGGCGAAGCAAACAAACCUCAAGGAGUUCGAGGCCGUCUUCCCUAAGCUGGAGAAGGUUCUCCUCGAACAUGCCGAGCAGUACAAGCUCCCGAAGCAGGUCGUCGACUGGUACAAGAAAUCCCUCGAGGUCAACACCCUUGGCGGAAAGUGCAACCGCGGCAUGUCGGUGCCGGACUCGGCGUCGCUGCUCUUGGGGCGCCCCCUAACCGAGGACGAGUACUUCCGGGCCGCGACGCUGGGUUGGAUGACGGAGCUGCUGCAGGCCUUCUUCCUGGUGUCUGACGACAUCAUGGACGGCAGCAUCACGCGGCGCGGCAAGCCCUGCUGGUACCGCCACGAGGGCGUCGGCAUGAUCGCCAUCAACGACGCCUUCAUGCUCGAGUCGGCCAUCUACACGCUCCUCAAGAAGUUCUUCCGCUCCCACCCGCGCUACGUCGACCUGCUCGAGCUGUUCCACGAGGUUACCUUCCAGACCGAGAUUGGCCAGCUGUGCGACCUGCUCACCGCCCCCGAGGACGUCGUCAAUCUCGACAACUUCAGCAUGGAGAAGUACCGCUUCAUCGUCAUCUACAAGACGGCCUACUACAGUUUCUACCUGCCCGUCGCCCUGGCGCUGUACCUGCUCGACAUCGCCACCCCCGGGAACCUCAAGCAGGCCGAGGAUAUCCUCAUCCCGCUGGGCGAGUACUUCCAGGUGCAGGACGACUACCUCGACAACUUCGGCCUGCCCGAGCACAUCGGCAAGAUCGGCACCGACAUCCAGGACAACAAGUGCUCGUGGCUGGUCAACCAGGCGCUGGCCAUCGUGACCCCCGAGCAGCGCCGCGUGCUCGAGGAGAACUACGGCCGCAAGGACAAGACCAAGGAGGCCGCCGUCAAGAAGCUGUACGACGAGCUCAAGCUGGAGCAGCGGUACAAGGAGUACGAGGAGAAGGCUGUCGGCGACAUCCGCGGCUUGAUCGACAAGAUCGACGAGUCCCAGGGCCUGAGAAAGGGCGUCUUCGAGGCCUUCCUGGCCAAGAUUUACAAGCGCAGCAAAUAA
Thermothelomyces thermophilus ATCC 42464 is the source of this 1182-nucleotide messenger RNA. RefSeq names its product farnesyl pyrophosphate synthetase. The record is from RefSeq and is a predicted model, not a curated record. Gene Ontology annotation, biological process: trans, trans-farnesyl diphosphate biosynthetic process. The coding region runs from base 139 to 1182 and encodes 347 amino acids. NCBI's taxonomy places the organism in Eukaryota, Fungi, Ascomycota, Sordariomycetes, Sordariales, Chaetomiaceae. The transcript has 2 exons. Gene Ontology annotation, cellular component: cytoplasm. Gene Ontology annotation, molecular function: (2E,6E)-farnesyl diphosphate synthase activity; dimethylallyltranstransferase activity.